Pollicipes pollicipes is the source of this 2524-nucleotide messenger RNA. RefSeq lists its product as uncharacterized. The record is from RefSeq and is a predicted model, not a curated record. The transcript has 3 exons. The coding region runs from base 551 to 1957 and encodes 468 amino acids. NCBI's taxonomy places the organism in Eukaryota, Metazoa, Arthropoda, Thecostraca, Pollicipedomorpha, Pollicipedidae.
AGAGUUCUAGAGUCGACAGGCAGGCAGGACGAUAGCGGCCGCAUCCUCGCUCACUGUGAGCAUGGUGGACCGUCCGCGCAGGCAGCGGUCGUGGAGGUCGGUGGCGGGUCUUUCUCCACACGGGUAGCUCAAUGAUCGGUGAAAUACAAAACCGAUGGAUUAUUCAGGAACGUUGACAUAUGGCGUUAUCUCGUGACGGGUGUUCAUCCCGGUCUGGACAAGCCCAUCAAAAUCGGUUCUAGCUUUAAUUUUGUCCCGCGAUCUUACACGACAUCCUCGUCCCACGCGUUGCGAUGGCUCUGUCGGAGCGAGUCUAUGUUUCUUGCCUUCUUCCACUAAGGCGGUCGGCCCCACCUACCAGCAGGCGGACCAAUCCAUUUAUCUGUCCGAUCAGAUAGGACCGCAGGACACCAAGGCCCUAGAACAGAGCAGGAUACGACUACAGCCGCAGUCGUGUGCCAGUGUACUUUAUUUGUCCAGUUCUGCGGUGUGUGCUGAUUGCUGCAGCUGUGUAGUUUGCCGGGCAGCUGUCGGCAGCACCCAAGUCACCAUGCAAGCGCUAAGGGAGGGCCAGGUGCUGCGCCGACUGGGCCUGCAGGAGUCCAUGUGGCACGAGGUAUUCACCCGCCUGGGUGGCACCAGCUUGCUGCAGUACUCAUUGGUGGUCGACUCGGAGCGCCAGCUAGAGCCACCGAAGGUGCGCGCGGCACUAGAGGCCAUGCAGAGGCAGAUUCCGGUGUUGCGGGCACGCGUCGAACAGCGGGACAACGCCAGCUUCCUGGUGGCUGGCCGCUGUCCCGGCGUGGAUCUGACGGUGCUGCCACCUGGCGAGGACUGGCUGGCGGAGCACCACCGCCAGCUGCAGGAGCAGACGAUCGACACGCGAGAGGGCCCGCUGUGGAAGGCCGGCCUCCUGCACAGCCCCGCCAACUUUGCGGCACCGGCGGCGCCACUGCACCGCGCUGUUCUGUACCUGUCGCUCUGCCACACGGUCACCGACGGCCUCAGCAACGCUCUCAUCUGCGGCCAGCUCUUGAGCAACCUGAACCAGGCGCUGCGUGACCUGGAGAUUGAAUGCGACCCACCCGCGCCGGUCUACCCGAGCCUCGAGGAGCUGGUGGCCGGCGAGCGCGUCCGCUUCAGCCUGCCGCUUGUCCGCACGCUGCUGAGAGCCUCGCAGGUCCUCCUGCCGCGCAAGAACCCGCUCAUCGACGCCUUCGUCUCCGACUUCGACCCACACCUCCCCCCGGAGAGCUAUCACAACCAGAUGAUCCCGGCGUCGCUGUCCGCCUGCGAGACGACCGGGCUGCACGCGCACUGUCGCCGCCACGGCGUGUCUCUGAACGCGGCGCUCUCGGCCGCCGUCAGUCUGGCAGGCGCUCGUCUGCUGCGCGGUCCCGGCGCCGCGCCGGUCGCCAUUAACACCACGUGGCUGGUGAACGCGCGCCGCUACCUGCCGCGCGCCGAGCGCAUGCACCUGUCGACGGUGAGUGGCGCGAUGGCGCGCGUGCGUGUCGAUGCCGCCCCUUUCUGGCAGCUGGCGGCGCGCAUAGGCGGCGACUUGCAGCGCCAGCUUGACCUCAAGAUGCCCCUGCUGAUGCUCAAACUGGCAAAGCGCUUCAUCAAUCCGGAGAAGAUCCCGGCAGCGCAACAGAAGGAGCCGAAACAGAUGCCCAGCCCGUUCGCCUACAACAUCAAUAACUUGGGAUCGCUGGACGCCGUGCUGCCGCGUUCGGAGGCGGUGCGCGUGGUCGAGCUGCACCGCACGUUUAAGGCGCACCCAGCUAUGGACGGCUCCUUCGGCAGCCACUGCUUCCACACGGUCGGAGGCCGUCUCUGCUACGACCUGAACUUCCUGCGCGGCCGGGUGCAGCCGCGGGACGCUGAGCGGUUCUCCCAGCUGGUGCUGGAGCUGCUGAGGGACGCGUCCGCGCCGGCGGCGGAGGCGGCGGCCUGAGACGCCGUCCGGACUCGCCUGUUGAACUGUGGGAUCAGGGAGCUUCAGCGGUCGGCAGUCGGGAUGUCACGGACGGCCAGUACUGUGAUUUGUGCAGGGAGGUACUACGCUUUGCACCGAAAUCCGGACAUGAGAAGCCGGUACAAGUGUUUUCUUAGCCGCAUUUCACGCUCAAUGUACGUUGAUGACGCCUUAUAACGCCUAGUUAUGUUAACACGCACUCAGUCCUGUAUGCCAAGGAUGACGAGUUAACUAUUAGUAAGAGAUGUGAUGCAUGAUUGUAUUAGUAUAAUUGUUGAAGAGGUAUAUAAAUGUUCAUUGACGUAUGUUAAACAUGCAGCGAAGUAGUGUACAAAUGUUAUUGUGACAUGAAUAUUGACGAUAUUGGUAUGUAGGUAUUGGUUUGGCAUUGCUAAGCGGUAUUUUCUAAGCUGUGACUUUACUGCCCAAAAGUGACAACUUUUGCGAUACCCACCUGACCAAAUGCCAAUGCGGGCGUAAUAUAUUUCCGUACUACGUAGCUGGGCCGAAUCAUUCAAAGCUGACCGUAAUAAACGACAAAGUCAG